AUGUCUUCCUUUUGCUGUUCCUUCAUCACCCCUUAUAGAGAGGCUCGCCUGAUGCACGAGACCAAGUUCCAGCGAUUCAUGGCAUGGGCAGGAAAUUCCCAAUCUUCUCCCGUGUCAAACUCAGACUCGUACUUUCGGAAUCCCAACAAUGUUCCAGAAUUUGCCGUACAAUUUGUCCAGCAAGUCAAUUAUGGCCCUGUCGAGGCCAAGCGCUACUUUAUCCCAGACCCGGAUAGCUUCGCAGAGAGCCAAGGUGGAUUUUUGGAGGUUACCGAGCAAGAUUUGAUCAUCGGAAACUUUCAGAAAUUGAAUGCGUACAAAAAUUAUAAAUGUGGUGCUCAUAACAAGUUCUUUGAGCUCAACCUUUACCAGAAGGACCCUGUCAAUCAACACCACUGGAGAUUCAACAUCUCUCGCCCAGCUAGCGAUAUUGAUAUUUGA
Messenger RNA from Talaromyces stipitatus ATCC 10500, 441 nucleotides. RefSeq lists its product as uncharacterized. Lineage: Eukaryota; Fungi; Ascomycota; Eurotiomycetes; Eurotiales; Trichocomaceae. The transcript has 2 exons. The record is from RefSeq and is a predicted model, not a curated record. The coding region runs from base 1 to 441 and encodes 146 amino acids.